Molecule: messenger RNA, 279 nt
Organism: Melopsittacus undulatus (budgerigar)
Lineage: Eukaryota; Metazoa; Chordata; Aves; Psittaciformes; Psittaculidae
Product: protein FAM240B-like
Exons: 2
Coding region: 1-279 (92 amino acids)
Source: RefSeq, a predicted model, not a curated record
AUGAGCAAGCAUACCAACUUUAAAAGACACAAGAUGUGUGGUCAUGAUGCAGAAGGGCUGAAGAACUUCUGGGAGAAAGUCAUUGAAGAGCAAACUAAGCAAAGAGAAUGUGAAGAGUCUAGGUUAAGCAAAAGCGCCCUGAACAAACUCCGCCAUGAAUGGACUCUGCGGCUGGAAGGACGAGCAAGUCAGGUCCAGGCACAGAUGAAAAUGCAGAAAGAACAGAUGAUGAUGCUGUCUAUUGAGACUCUUCCCUCACCAGAUAAAACUGUUGCUUAA